Molecule: messenger RNA, 1778 nt
Organism: Quercus robur (English oak)
Lineage: Eukaryota; Viridiplantae; Streptophyta; Magnoliopsida; Fagales; Fagaceae
Product: linamarin synthase 2-like
Exons: 2
Coding region: 173-1612 (479 amino acids)
Molecular function (GO): UDP-glycosyltransferase activity
Source: RefSeq, a predicted model, not a curated record
AUGUGACGGUGAAUAAUUUUCCCAGCAGAUGAGUUUACUGAAAAAAAUCUAUAGGUUAAUAGCCUAAUGCUACAAAUUUUUCCCAUAAAAUGGCAUAGAGCCUAAAGGUAUCAUCACAAGCCCUUUAAAUUUGAUUCCUUAAAAAAAAUAUAGCUUAAACUUUGCAAGUGAUAUGGGUUCAGUUCGAGCUACAAAGCCCCAUGCAGUAUGUGUCCCAUUCCCAGCACAAGGCCAUGUAUCACCCAUGAUGCGAUUAGCCAAGCUCCUUCACUCAAGGGGCUUCCAUAUAACCUUUGUUAAUACUGAGUUCAACCACAGACGCUUAAUCAGAUCCAAAGGACUUGACUACGUAAAGGGCCUACCUGAUUUCCAGUUUGAAACAAUACCAGACGGGUUGCCACCGUCCGAUCGUGAUGCAACCCAAGAUAUCCCAGCACUAUGUGAUUCCACAAGAAAGAACUGUUUGGUCCCUUUCAAAGAGCUAGUGCUUAAGCUCAACUCGUCCUCUGAAGUGCCUUUGGUUACUUGCAUAGUUUCUGAUGGCGUCAUGAGUUUUGCUAUUAAAGCUGGAGAAGAAUUAGGCAUCCCAGAGGUUCAGUUUUGGCCUGCCUCAGCUUGUGGCUUCAUGGGAUGUCUCAACUUCGCUGAACUCAUCAAAAGAGGCAUUCUUCCAUUCAAAGAUGAAAGCUUCAAAGAUGAUGGAACACUUGACAAACCAAUAAAUUGGAUCCCGGGAAUGAAAAACAUCCGGCUUAAGGACCUCCCUACCUUUAUUAGAACCACUGACAUUACUGAAACAAUGUUUGAUUUUCUGGGAUCAGAAGUACAAAAUUGCUUAAAUUCUUCCGCGAUCAUCUUCAAUACAUUUGAGGAGUUUGAACAUGAAGUCCUAGAAGUACUUUUGGCCAAAUUCCCUCAUGUUUACAAUAUAGGCCCACUUCACUUACUAGGUCGGCAUGUACCUGAGAGCCAUUUCAUGUCUCAAGGUUUAAGCUUAUGGAAAGAAGACUCCAAAUGUCUCCAAUGGCUUGAUAAAAGGGAGCCCAACUCAGUUGUGUAUGUAAAUUAUGGAAGCAUAACUGUGAUGUCAAACCAACACUUGAAAGAGUUUGCAUGGGGCCUUGCAAAUAGCAAGCACACAUUUUUGUGGAUAGUUAGGCCUGAUUUGGUAAUGGGAGAUUUAGCAAUCUUGCCUGAAGAAUUUUUUGAGGAGACUAAGGAUAGGGGAUUCUUAACAAGUUGGUGCCCCCAAGAUAAAGUGCUAGCACACCCAUCCAUAGGGGUUUUCCUAACACAUUGUGGUUGGAAUUCUACAUUAGAAAGUGUAUCUGCUGGCGUGCCUAUUAUUUGUUGGCCUUUCUUUGCCGAGCAACAGACAAAUUGUCGGUAUGCUUGUACCACUUGGGAGAUUGGUGUGGAGGUUAAUGAGGAUGUUAAACGUCAUGAGAUUGAAGCACUUGUUAAGGAAAUGAUGGAAGGGGAAAAGGGACAUGCCAUGAGGCAAAAAGCUAGGGAAUGGAAGAAGAAAGCAAUGGAAGCAACUAAUUUUGAAGGAUCAUCAUAUAAGAACUUUGAAAGAUUAAUUAAGGAGGUUCUCCUCGUUGGUGAGUGAAGAGUCAAACUGUCUUGUGAGAAAACUAUAAUCUUAUGUUUACAUCUAUAAUAAUACCAUCAGAUCAUAUUUCGCCAUUGGUGUGGUAGAAUAGAACAUGGGUUCAGCCUAUUAAUUUUUAUUAUGUAAUUUUUUAAGAUUAUAAUUUAAGGUUUUAUUUCCUUGA